Messenger RNA from Peronospora farinosa, 1092 nucleotides. The record is from the annotation of a GenBank genome assembly. Lineage: Eukaryota; Oomycota; Peronosporomycetes; Peronosporales; Peronosporaceae.
AUGGCGGAUCCGCAGGAAGACGUGCCUGCGUCUAGUGCGGACAUUAGCGCUAACAACUUGAUAAUUUCAUCGCCAUUCAUAUUGCCAGGAGAAUGCAAUCAAUACCCAAUGAAUAUGGCGGUGGAUUUCACUCGAUUGCAGUUGAAUGCAUUGCGCAAGUAUAUGACGUUUCACGACCUUCCAGAAGUUCCAGGGAGUUCAAGAGAGCAAUUGGCAAUACUAGUUGCCAGACACUUUAACGUCGAGUGCAAAAAGACAGACGAAAGUUCCAGCAUCACGUCAUUCAUGACUUUCCUUACAGGGUCAAGUAAUACUGUUGAAGCUGCAGAGAUUCUUCGAUCUCGGCCUAUGUAUCGGUUGGAUUGCAAAAACCAGAAUUAUGAUGACGACGACAAUGAGAAUCAAAGCCGGCAAAGAACAAACCACAUUGUUCUAGGUGUCGAGGCUGAAUGGGCUGAGAUAGAGGCUGACGAUCUGUACGACCAUGAACAAGUGGAUGGAGCUGAGCUUGAUAGCGUGAUGCGUCCGUUGGUGGUCAAGAAACGGCGUGCAGUGAACCAAAAGAAUAAAAAAUGUAAAACACGUGGUCAAGAAAAACCUGAUAAUAACGACGCUGGUGUAAUACAAACGAAGAAGCGAAAAGGACGGCUGUAUUGCAUUUGCAAGGGUAGUAGCUAUGGGAACAUGAUUGCGUGCGACAAUAAAAAAUGUCUUGACCGGUCUAACUGGUACCAUAUGAGUUGUGUGGGUCUGAAUCCGCUUGACGAACCACCCGAGACAUGGUACUGUCCACCUUGUCAAGAAAACACUUUGGCAGACAUCCCGGAAAAUCAAUACCGGAAACCGGUGGCGAGCGUCACGUACGGAGAUAUGAUCGCGCAUGCACUAACCAUUUUGCCCGACGGCAAAGGUUCCUUCAAGGAUAUCUGCGACUUUGUCGAGAUCGAGUACGAGAGUCAACUCAACUGGAAGUUAGAGAGUGAUCAGCGUAAAUCUCCCGUAUGGAAAUCCUCGGUGCGCAAGAUUCUCUUUUCCAACGUCCGGUUUCAAAAGCAUCCCGAAGGCAAAGGCAUGUUUUGCUUAGCCGCGUGA